Molecule: messenger RNA, 842 nt
Organism: Elephantulus edwardii (Cape elephant shrew)
Lineage: Eukaryota; Metazoa; Chordata; Mammalia; Macroscelidea; Macroscelididae
Gene: CMPK1
Product: cytidine monophosphate (UMP-CMP) kinase 1, cytosolic
Exons: 6
Coding region: 25-711 (228 amino acids)
Biological process (GO): CDP biosynthetic process; 'de novo' pyrimidine nucleobase biosynthetic process; UDP biosynthetic process
Cellular component (GO): nucleus; cytoplasm
Molecular function (GO): ATP binding; UMP kinase activity
Source: RefSeq, a predicted model, not a curated record
UUGCAUAGUCCUGAGGUCCAGUGUAUGCUGUUCCGCUGCCGCUCCCAGCUGCUGCACGUCCUGAGCCUUAGCUUACCGCUGCUGACUCGCCGGUUGCUUCUUCCCUGCGUCCACCACCUCAUGAAGCCUCUGGUUGUGUUCGUCCUCGGCGGGCCGGGCGCCGGCAAGGGGACCCAGUGCACUCGCAUCGUCGAGAAAUAUGGCUAUACCCAUCUUUCUGCAGGAGAACUUCUUCGUGAUGAAAGAAAGAACCCAGAUUCACAAUAUGGUGAACUCAUUGAAAAGUACAUUAAAGAUGGAAAGAUCGUACCAGUUGAGAUAACCAUCAGCUUGUUAAAGAGGGAAAUGGACCAGACAAUGGCUGCCAAUGCCCAGAAGAAUAAAUUCUUGAUUGAUGGUUUUCCAAGAAAUCAAGACAACCUUCAAGGUUGGAACAAGACCAUGGAUGGGAAAGCAGAUGUAUCUUUUGUUCUCUUUUUUGACUGUAAUAAUGAGAUCUGUAUUGAACGAUGUCUUGAGCGAGGGAAGAGUAGUGGAAGGACUGAUGACAACAGGGAAAGCUUAGAAAAGAGAAUUCAGACCUAUCUUGAGUCAACAAAGCCAAUUAUUGACUUAUAUCAGGAAAUGGGAAAAGUCAGGAAAAUAGAUGCUUCUAAGUCUGUUGAUGAAGUUUUUGACGAAGUUGUAAAAAUUUUUGACAAAGAAGGCUAACUUUCUACUUGAAGGCAUUCUUGAAAUCAUGCUUGAAUAUUGCUUUGAUAGCUGCUAUUACAACCCCUUUUAAAGGCAAUUUUGAUCUUUCAUAAUUACAUCUCAAUUAAUGGCUGGAAAGUAUGUAGUAA